AUGCGACAGCUCUAUGUUUGUAAACUUCUGCCCAUCAUAGCGUAUGGCUGCGCGGCAUGGUUCUUUGAUUACCAGGGGACAAUUCGCCAGGGACAUAUCCUACAGCACUUAGUCAAGAAGCUAGACACGCUGCAAGGCGAGUUGCUUGUCCAAAUAUCUGGAGCGAUGAAGAAUACAUCGAGGAUUCUCCUACGAAAAGAGCUACACAUUUACCCUCUUUCGCAAUCCCUUCGAAUAAAGGCAAUUGCUCACCACGCAAAGGUCUAUGACACUGAUCAUGCCAAAGAACUUCGCUUAAUAAGAGAAAGAGCUGGCCUUGGUGCUCACAGGCUGAAAGCACAUCCAUUUACUCAACUCGACAUAUUGGCAGAGAGGUUGAGAAAUAUGGCCAAAGGUCUUCAUCACAACGUCAAGGAAACAAUGUCUGACAUUUUGAACUUUCAGGCUUCUGCUGAGUGGGACCAGUAUCGAAACAGCCAUGUGCCAUCCUCGCCUGAGAGCAAGGCUCUUACCCUUAGAGAACCUUGGAGCAAACGGAGUUUAAACUAUUAUAAAAAGGUCAACCGCAAGCAGAGUACCAUGUUGCUGCACUGCAGAACGGGCUGGAUCGGCCUGCGAAGCCAUUUAAAACGGCUCAACCUCGAACAGUCAGACCGGUGCCCCCACUGCAACAAUGGCCCGCAUUGCGUCGAGCAUCUGUUCAUCCACUGCAAGCACAACAGUCUGGCACUGCCGCGGAUGAGGCUGUUCCGCGAGGCCGGCACUAAGAACUUGGAUGCAAUUAUUACAAGGCAUCCGCAGCUGGCUGCUAAUUUUGCCAUUACCAACUUUGGCAUUGAGCAAUUCUCAGUAAACAGGAGCUGGAAGACUGCUGUUAAGCGCCCCUGCACAGAUAGCGAGCCGCUGCCCCCUCGGAAAAAGCAGAGGACCCUUGCGACGGGAAGGAGUUGGACAACUAAAAAGGCAUAA
Molecule: messenger RNA, 969 nt
Organism: Trichoderma gamsii
Lineage: Eukaryota; Fungi; Ascomycota; Sordariomycetes; Hypocreales; Hypocreaceae
Exons: 1
Coding region: 1-969 (322 amino acids)
Source: RefSeq, a predicted model, not a curated record